AUGGGCCGCGUCACCACCGUCGUGGGCUCGGUGGCCUCUGUCACCGGGGUGCAGGGCCGGGGCGCCAAACUGGACCGCCGCAAGAUGUGCCGCAAGGCUGCCUUUCCCUUCGCAGCGGGCAUCUUGUCUGGCAUUCUCUGCAGUACCCUGAAAUUCAUGCAGACUUAUGUCGAUGACGACAACUGGAUCGAGGAGAACCUGGUGUUUGAUAGCACCGCCUAUGGCAGCUUCGGUACUUGCAUGAGCUUCAUGAUCGUCUUCCGCACUGCUCAGUCGUACAGCCGGUACUGGGAGGGCAUCGUGGCGGUCUAUGAGAUCAUGGGAUACUUGUUCAACGCCGCCAGCAACUGCUUGGCCUUCGCCAGAAUCACCAAGGCUGAGGAGAUGCAAGUCACCAACUUCAAGCGCCUCGUCGUGCGCCUCUUCAGCCUUCUCUUCUGCCUGGUACUGCGGGAGCUGGAAGGCAGCGAGGUGUCGUCGGAGUCGGCCCUCAAGUUCCCAGUGCUGGAUCCUCGGGGCAUCGAUCAGAAGACCCGCGCGCACUUGCUGAACUUCAAGUCCCACAGCCGACCCGAGCAGGUGUACCAGGCCAUCAGCAAGGUGAUUUUGGAUGCGCAGUCCUCGGGGGUCAUCAACACGCCUCCGCCAAUCGUGGGCCGCAUCUACCAAGAGAUGGGUCUGGGCAUGCGAACCUUCCAGUGCGCCAUGAAGCUGGCGGUCGUGGACUUUCCGGCGCCUUACCUGCUGGCUCUGAAGAUGAUGCUAGUGGUCCACAUGCUGCUGACCCCAGUGGCUGUCAUUUCGUGGGCGACGACGGUCGCCUUCAGCGGUUUCUUCUGCUUUGUGCUGGUCUUUACGAUGUUUGGGCUGAUGCAGCUAGCGGCGGAGCUGGAUAAUCCCUUCUUGGACAACGGCUUCGGCUUUGACAAGAUGAUCUUGCAGCAAAAGCUGAACAAGGCUUUGGUGACCAUUCUUCUGGAAGAGGGCCGGCCAGUGGCAAGCCUUUCGCAGACCGCGGCGAUUUUGGGGAGCGACGACCUCGAGGAGAUGCAGAGAGUCUUGGCCUCGCAGGGCGUCCCUCAUUGA
Messenger RNA from Effrenium voratum, 1086 nucleotides. The record is from the annotation of a GenBank genome assembly. Lineage: Eukaryota; Dinophyceae; Suessiales; Symbiodiniaceae.